UAUCGUGACGUAGGGACUAAACACGAAGAAGAACCGUCACCCCAGCAGCAAAGAUGGUGAAUGACAAGAGUCCUUUAGGCCAGUUGAAAGACUUGGUGGAACUGAAGGAUCAGCUUGAGGACAUCCAGAAACGUAUGGAAGAUGAGAUCCAGGCCGGAGUUCCUGCUGGUGGCAGUCUACUGGCUUCCCCUUUUUUGAAGGGCUUCCUGGCUGGAUACCUGGUGGCCAGGUUCCGCUCGUCAGCGCUGCUGGGCGCUGUUGUUGGGACGUGCACAGGAAUCUACGCUGCGCAGAACUAUAAGAUUCCUAAUGUGGAGAAUACGGUAAAAGACUACAUCAGCAGCUUGAGAGGAGGACGCCAAUGACAGAGAAUAAUAAAGGUGUAUACGAUCUGUGUUUUGUUCAGCCCCUUCUAGUCAACUAUUGUUUCUUGGUUGCACUGUUUUGGGACGAUCAAUCUGUACUGGUCUAUCACUUUUUUGUGUAGUUAUGCAGGAAUAUGUGGAUCCACAGGUGUUUAUUAUAGGUCAACAUACAAAAAAAACCUUUUUUUUUCAUUUUUGUGUCUGUAAUAAUCUAUCUAAAAUGUUUACAUUAUGCAAACUGAAUCUGCCCAAGUAUAAAAAAUGUUGCUGAUACUUAUAUAAGUGCCUUCUUUGGUGUGCUGUGCAAUAGCCUUUCUUGUUGGGAUUUGUUUGCUCAUUUUAAUAUGCUGGAAUUUUCAGAUUAAAUGCAAUUUUUGUCUCCAUUUUUGACUGGAAAGCACCAGGAAAAUAUUUUGUCCUUAGAAUUAUUCCUUUGCAAUUUUUGGUUUUGCAUGCUUGCCUUUUCUUAUAGAAAUUUUUGUUCAUAUUUAUGAAUCACCUCGGGGAUCAGUAUAUAUUUUGGAAUAAAUGCGAAGCUGGUUAGUUAAUUGUGUUGCAUCUCAUUUUUGUCAAUUAAACAUGUUAUAUCAAUAU
Molecule: messenger RNA, 959 nt
Organism: Corythoichthys intestinalis (scribbled pipefish)
Lineage: Eukaryota; Metazoa; Chordata; Actinopteri; Syngnathiformes; Syngnathidae
Product: SLC35A4 upstream open reading frame protein-like
Exons: 3
Coding region: 54-365 (103 amino acids)
Source: RefSeq, a predicted model, not a curated record